GUAGUCCUGGCGACUGUUACCCAUCAACAACAACUACUCCUCUCCUCCUCCUCCUCCUCUUCCUCCUCCUCCUCCUCCCCACCACCACCAUCUCCAUCACCCACCAACAACACCACAAUAAUCCACAGCCAAGAGACCAUCAUGCAGACAUCAGAGACUGGGUCGGACACAGGUUCGACAGUGACUUUACAGACAUCUGUGGCUAGUCAAGCAGCAGUGCCUACACAAGUGGUACAGCAGGUACCAGUACAACAACAGGUACAGCAGGUACAGACUGUGCAGCAGGUACAACAUGUCUAUCCAGCUCAGGUGCAGUAUGUGGAAGGAAGUGACACUGUCUAUACCAAUGGGGCAAUCCGAACAACAACUUAUCCUUAUACAGAAACACAGAUGUACAGCCAAAACACUGGAGGAAAUUACUUUGAUACUCAAGGGAGUUCUGCACAGGUGACUACUGUGGUCUCCUCCCACAGCAUGGUGGGUACUGGUGGGAUCCAGAUGGGUGUUACAGGAGGACAACUCAUCAGCAGCUCUGGAGGAACCUAUCUGAUUGGCAAUUCAAUGGAGAAUUCUGGUCACUCAGUGACACACACUACUCGGGCCUCCCCAGCAACAAUUGAAAUGGCGAUUGAGACGCUGCAAAAGUCUGACGGUCUGUCCACUCACAGAAGCUCUCUUCUCAACAGCCAUCUCCAGUGGCUGUUGGACAAUUACGAGACAGCAGAAGGAGUGAGCCUUCCCAGAAGCACUCUGUAUAACCACUACCUUCGACACUGUCAAGAACACAAACUGGACCCUGUCAAUGCUGCCUCUUUUGGAAAACUAAUAAGAGGAAACUCCAAGUACCAUUACUAUGGAAUUCGUGUCAAGCCAGAUUCUCCUCUUAAUCGUCUGCAAGAAGACAUGCAGUAUAUGGCUAUGAGACAACAACCCAUGCAACAGAAGCAAAGGUACAAGCCUAUGCAGAAAGUGGAUGGGGUUGCAGAUGGUUUCACAGGAAGUGGUCAACAGACAGGCACAUCUGUUGAGCAAACUGUAAUUGCCCAAAGUCAACAUCAUCAACAGUUUUUAGAUGCAUCUCGAGCAAUUCCAGAGUUUGGAGAAGUUGAAAUCUCUUCUCUGCCAGAUGGUACUACCUUUGAGGAUAUCAAGUCAUUGCAGAGUCUUUAUCGAGAGCACUGUGAGGCAAUAUUGGAUGUUGUUGUGAAUCUUCAAUUUAGCUUGAUAGAAAAAUUGUGGCAAACUUUCUGGCGCUAUUCUCCCUCUACUCCAACUGACGGCACUACCAUUACCGAAUCAAGCAAUCUGAGUGAAAUAGAAAGUCGACUACCGAAAGCAAAGCUGAUAACUCUGUGCAAACAUGAGUCUAUCCUGAAAUGGAUGUGUAACUGUGACCAUGGGAUGUACCAGGCUUUGGUGGAGAUUCUCAUCCCCGACGUCCUUAGACCUAUUCCUAGUGCCUUGACCCAAGCCAUUCGAAAUUUUGCAAAAAGCCUUGAAGGUUGGCUUUCCAAUGCCAUGAACAAUAUUCCACAGAGAAUGAUACAAACCAAGGUUGCCGCUGUAAGUGCCUUUGCCCAGACUCUGCGAAGAUACACGUCGCUCAAUCACCUGGCCCAGGCAGCUCGUGCAGUGCUUCAGAACACUUCCCAAAUCAACCAGAUGCUCAAUGACCUCAACCGUGUCGACUUUGCCAAUGUACAGGAGCAGGCUUCCUGGGUGUGCCAGUGUGAUGACAACAUGGUUCAGAGACUAGAAACAGACUUCAAGAUGACUCUUCAGCAGCAGAGCACCCUGGAGCAGUGGGCUGCAUGGCUGGAUAACGUGAUGAUGCAAGCCCUGAAGCCCUAUGAAGGAAGACCCAGCUUUCCCAAAGCUGCCAGGCAGUUUCUACUGAAAUGGUCUUUCUACAGCUCAAUGGUUAUUCGGGACUUAACCUUGCGCAGUGCUGCUAGCUUUGGCUCUUUCCACCUGAUCCGUCUACUCUACGAUGAGUACAUGUUCUACUUAGUAGAGCAUCGUGUUGCUCAGGCAACAGGAGAGACACCGAUAGCAGUCAUGGGCGAGUUUGGUGAUUUAAAUGCUGUAUCUCCUGGAAAUCUGGAUAAAGAUGAAGGCAGUGAAGUGGAAAGUGAAAUGGAUGAAGAACUGGAUGACUCUUCAGAGCCUCAAGCCAAAAGAGAGAAAACAGAGCUGAGUCAAGCAUUCCCAGUAGGCUGCAUGCAGCCUGUUCUCGAGAGCAGCGUGCAACCAAGCCUCCUGAAUCCAAUCCACAGCGAGCACAUCGUCACAAGUACUCAGACUAUCAGGCAGUGCAGCACCACAGGAAAUACCUACACUGCAGUCUAAAGAAUAUUAAAGUGUAUUUUUCCAGCUUACAUUAACCCUGUUGAUAUUGGGCUUAAGUUGAAAAUUUUAUAAGCCUGAAGGUCGACUGUUGUCAAAUUCUAUCUGUGCUGAACAUUACCUUUUUGGAGUUGUGAAAUGGAAUGGGUGUAUGUAUUUUGCCAGGUCUUUUUUUUUUUUUUUUAACAUAAACAAAUUAUUUGUCACUUAAUAAUAAGAGUUUUUUCCUCUUAGUUUCAGGUGUCAAGAAGA
Messenger RNA from Sciurus carolinensis (gray squirrel), 2598 nucleotides. It is a transcript of the gene Rfx3, whose product is annotated as regulatory factor X3. Gene Ontology annotation, cellular component: nucleus. The coding region runs from base 142 to 2349 and encodes 735 amino acids. Gene Ontology annotation, molecular function: DNA-binding transcription factor activity, RNA polymerase II-specific; RNA polymerase II cis-regulatory region sequence-specific DNA binding. The transcript is spliced from 17 exons. NCBI's taxonomy places the organism in Eukaryota, Metazoa, Chordata, Mammalia, Rodentia, Sciuridae. The record is from RefSeq and is a predicted model, not a curated record. Gene Ontology annotation, biological process: regulation of transcription by RNA polymerase II.